UUGGCAAUUGCUCUGCCUACGUGGGAGAGUAGGGAGGGUUGGGGAAAUGUGGAGAACCUGAACCUGAGGCGCUACCGCCAGAGGAAGGUUUGCUGGGAGGAGAAGUAGAAGGGAAAACACGGGUGGAGGGUGAGGUGAGGAGGACAUCUAGGUUGCUGCUUCUGGGCGGCACAAAGUUCUUCACGAUGUGGCUGAAGCCUGAGGAAGUGCUCCUGAAAAAUGCGCUGAAGCUGUGGCUGAUGGAAAGGUCCAACGACUACUUCGUGUUGCAAAGGCGUCGGGGCUACGGAGAAGAAGGCGGAGGAGGGCUCACAGGAGCCAACAGAGAAGAAAUAACUAAGCACUGGGAUUGGUUGGAAGAAAAUAUUAUGAAGACCUUAUCUGUGUUUGAUUCAAAUGAAGAUAUUACUAAUUUUGUACAAGGAAAGAUCAGAGGAUUAAUUGCUGAAGAGGGAAAGCAUUCUUUUGCAAAAGAAGAUGAUCCUGAGAAAUUUCGAGAAGCCCUUUUGAAAUUUGAAAAAUGUUUUGGCUUACCAGAGCAGGAGAAGUUAGUGACCUAUUACUCAUGCAGUUAUUGGAAAGGACGGGUUCCUUGUCAGGGCUGGCUCUAUCUCAGCACCAACUUUUUGAGCUUCUAUUCUUUUUUAUUAGGAUCAGAAAUAAAACUUGUUAUCUCCUGGGAUGCAGUCUCAAAACUUGAAAAGGCUUCCAAUGUCAUACUGACAGAGAGUAUUCAUGUAUGUUCCCAAGGGGAGAAUCACUACUUUUCAAUGUUUUUGCACAUUAAUCAAACAUACCUUCUCAUGGAGCAGCUGGCGAAUUAUGCUAUAAAGAGACUUUUUGAUAAAGAAACGUUUGAUAAUGAUCCAAUCCUUGAUGAUCCUCUGCAAAUCACCAAGAGAGGCCUGGAAAAUCGAGCACACAGUGAGCAAUUUAUUGCCUUUUACAGGCUGCCCAAAGAAGAGACUUUGGAAGAAGUGCAUGAAUGUUUCUUAUGGGUGCCAUUUAGCCACUUUAAUACUUAUGGAAAAAUGUGCAUUUCAGAAAACUAUAUCUGCUUUGCUAGCCAGGAUGGCAAUCUAUGUAGCGUAAUCAUUCCAUUACGAGAGGUCUUAGCUAUAGAUAAGACAAAUGAUUCCAGCAAAUCUGUCGUCAUCAGCAUCAAAGGAAAAACAGCUUUUCGCUUUACUGAAGUUAACGACUUGGAGCAACUGGUAACCAAACUCAGACUCAGGUGUGGGGCAGCUUCGACUCGCUAUCACGAUAUUAGCACAGAGGUUGCUAUUAGUUCUGACUCUUCAGGUCCAUCAGAUAAUCUUGAGGAGCAAUCUAUGACAUGUCAGAAAGAAUGCAGUAAAACUGUGAACACUGAAGCCUUAAUGAGAGUGUUUCACCCUCAGAAUUUGGAGACUCUUAAUUCUAAAAUGCUGAAAGAAAAGAUGAAGGAACAGUCAUGGAACAUCCUAUUUGCAGAAUGUGGGCGUGGUGUUAGCAUGUUCCGGACCAAAAAGACUCGAGAUCUGGUUGUAAGAGGGAUUCCAGAGACCUUAAGAGGAGAGCUUUGGAUGCUUUUUUCAGGUGCUGUUAAUGAUAUGGCUACUAACCCUGGUUAUUAUGCUGAAGUGGUUGAGCAAUCCUUAGGGACCAGCAACUUGGCUACCGAAGAAAUUGAACGUGAUUUGCGUCGCUCCCUGCCUGAGCACCCAGCCUUUCAGAGUGAUACUGGCAUAUCUGCUCUGAGGCGGGUACUCACUGCAUAUGCAUACAGGAAUCCCAAAAUCGGGUACUGCCAGGCAAUGAAUAUUUUGACUUCAGUGUUGCUUCUGUACGCAAAAGAGGAAGAAGCUUUUUGGCUUCUGGUUGCGGUCUGUGAACGAAUGUUACCUGAUUAUUUUAAUCGUCGAAUCAUCGGUGCAUUGGUGGACCAGGCAGUCUUUGAAGAACUUAUCAGGGAUCACCUUCCUCAGCUAACAGAACACAUGGCUGAUAUGACAUUCUUUUCCUCAGUUUCUCUCUCAUGGUUUCUCACACUUUUUAUUAGUGUGCUACCUAUUGAGAGUGCAGUGAAUGUAGUGGACUGCUUCUUCUAUGAUGGAAUAAAGGCCAUUUUACAACUGGGAUUGGCAAUACUGGACUAUAAUUUAGACAAAUUGCUGACAUGUAAAGAUGACGCUGAAGCUGUGACAGCGUUAAACAGGUUCUUUGACAAUGUCACUAAUAAGGAUAGCCCAUUGCCUUCAAGUGUUCAGCAAGGUUCAAAUAUGAGUGAUGAAAAAAGCAGUCAUAUUAGAGUGGAUAUUACAGAUUUGAUUAGAGAGUCAAAUGAGAAAUAUGGUAAUAUUCGCUAUGAAGACAUAUACAGCAUGCGCUGUCGAAAUAGGUUGUAUGUGAUACAGACCCUGGAGGAAACAACAAAACAGAAUGUGUUGCGUGUUGUAUCACAAGAUGUGAAAUUGAGCCUUCAUGAAUUGGAUGAACUUUAUGUCAUCUUUAAGAAAGAGCUGUUUCUUUCUUGUUAUUGGUGUUUGAAUUGUCCAGUAUUGAAGUACCAUGACCCCAGCCUGCCAUACUUGGAACAGUAUCAGAUUGACUGCCAGCAGUUCAGAGUCUUGUAUCACUUCUUGAGUCCCUGGGCUCAUUCUGCAAACAGAGACUCACUAGCUUUAUGGACGUUCAGAUUGUUGGAUGAAAACUCUGACUGCCUUAUAAACUUCAAAGAAUUCUCAUCUGUAAUAGACAUAAUGUACAACGGAAGUUUUACUGAGAAGCUUAAACUGCUUUUUAAGCUGCAUAUCCCUCCAGCUUAUACUGACGUGAAAUCUCAGGACCCUUCAAAAGGAGAUGAACUUUCCAAGGAAGAAUUACUUCAUUUCAGUCAGCUACAUGUUUCCAGACCUGCAAAUGAGAAGGAGGCGGAAUCAGUAAAAAACAGCCCUGAAAAAGGCAAAGGAAAGGUUGAUAUUCAAACAUAUCUAAAUCAAUGGCAAGAGGAGCUUUUCAAAAAAGAAGAAAACAUUAAGAAUUUACCAAGAAUGAAUCAGUCACAAUUUAUUCAGUUUUCAAAAACUCUAUAUAACUUAUUCCAUGGAGACCCUGAAGAAGAGUCAUUAUAUCAGGCCAUUGCUGUUGUAACCAGCCUUUUACUCAAGAUGGAAGAAGUUGGAAGGAAACUACAUAGCCCUAUGUCAUCAGCCAAAGGAUUCUCUGGGACUGUCUGUGCUUCUCGAGGACCCAGUGAGGGGACAACAGAGAACCACUUGCGGGAGAAAGAUCCCUCCUCUCCCAAGCAAGAACCUCAGUGGUCAUUUGCAUUUGAACAAAUUCUUGCAUCUUUGUUGAAUGAACCUGCAUUGGUGAAGUUUUUUGAGAAACCCGUAGAUGUAAAACCCAGGCUAGAAAAUGCAAAAACCUCUCAGUUAAGGUCUAGAACCAAGAUAUAAAUCUCUUAACAGGAAUGGUCUAUCAUAAAAACAAGUUUAAUCAAGAUUCCUGAAGCUAUCAGCUUAAUUCCUGGGAGUAUGGCUCAGGAAUUUAGCUUUGUCUUGUUACCAGUGUGUUUGAAGGCAAAUAUGUAUAUAUAUUCUGAAGCACAAUGAUUCUUUCCUUUGUGGUGAUCUAAAAUUUUGAUAUUCUCAAAUACAAAAGUUCUUUUUAUAUUUCACAAGAUGUAUGAUGUCAGGGGAAUAUGCUAAAUGUUACCACCAGAGGGCACUACCUUAUCACUUUUAGUAAGGAAAUUACUAGAUUUGUGCUGCCUUUUACAUAUAAAUUAGUGAUGAUUUUCACAAGAUGGUGUUGUGUUUGAGUAUUAGUGAUGGUGUAUGUCAUAUAGAUAAAUCCUACUUUCCAAAUUGUCUCAGAUCUAUGAGAAUGCUUUAGAAAUCUGGGCUUUGAAACCUAUAUAUAGCCUUAUUUACCUGGAAGAUUACCCUUUGGAGGCCCUAUUUUCAGGUCAUCUAACUGAAAUAUUGUUAAUGUUUAAAUCUCACUCUGUCUUCUGAUAAUUUUUUUUAGUAGCUUCUGCAUUCUCCCUACCUGAGAGGUUCAGAAGCUGCUGACUUCCACUUCUGUCUCUGUUACUGAUUUAAAAAAAAAAUCAAGAACUCUAAACUCUGGGCUGAUAUAAGGAAAAAUAAUAUUGGAUGGAGUUUAAGCCUUUUCAGGAGGGUUAAGAAACAGUUUCAUUAGCUCUGUAUAUCUCUCAUUAGACUGAGAAAUUACUUGAAAUUCUUCUGAGCAUUCCUUUUUAUGGCACUUGUCUCAGAGUAGCUUGGGACUGCUUUUGUUCUAGCUUUAAAUAUUGGAUUUUCAACACUCAUGUUUUAAGUUACAUAAAGAACAGUUACACUAAGACUGGAUUAUUGUAUUAGUUUGGCAAGUUCAUAAAGUAUACUUGUGUAAAGUGAUUGUCAAGGUAAUGUAUAGAAUUGCCAGCAUCUAGCUAAAAAGUUUUGACUAUCUGAUUUAGAUAUGUAAUCUCUGUGUACUUUAUGCUGCUUGUAGCUCAUAUUCAGUCAUUACAAUGAAAGUCCACUUAGAGAUAGUGGGCUUUGUUAGCAUUUAAAAAACAAACAAACAAGCAAUCCAUACCUAUCCUAUCUUCCCUUCUGUCUCUGACAAGAGCCAUUUAUUAAUCAAUUAAUUUAAGAAAUUGAGGGGAAACUCAUCCAUUGGAAUUAUCUUUCUUCACAAAAAACUUUGGUUUUAAGCCCUUUGACUUUUCUAAAUGUGAAACAAUGAAAGGGCAAACAUCCUUCAGAGUGACCCCAGAAGUCUCCCUUCCUGGGAAGGAAUCUGUACAGUCAACCUUUGACGAAGAGUCCACUGUGAACAAGGCCUAAUACAGAAGGUUUCAUCACCAUAGAAUAUAUUUUUUCAGACAGUUUCAGGAAUUUUCAAGUUGACCCUCUGAGAAUUUCAUAAAUUGGGCAUGGCCAAACACUUAUUUAGUAGUGUCUUUAAAAUGAUACGGUCAACCUUGUCCUUUCAAGGAAAUUACCACUUAAAGAGAUAGCUGGUACAUAAACAUCUAUUUCUCAGAAGUAAUCUGCUGAAACAUCUAAAUCUUAGAACUUAGUCAAUAGUUUAUAUGAAAAGUAUCACAUAAAAAUCUUGAUCUACUAUUAUGCAAUGAUCCUUAAAUUAUACUACAGUAGCUCCAGAAAGACACAAAGCUGUAUGUUUAUAUACAAAGGCACUAUUGUACACACUUCGUUGAAUAUUUUAUGAAUUGUAUUUACCAAAAAAAACCCAAUUUCUUAAGAACAUAUGUUAUUAAUAUUUGAUAUUAUUUUAAAGUCAGACUAUUGAAAAUUACCAAAUAUUGUAUUUUAGCCUAGAUUAAUUAAAAUUUAAUAUGUAAAGACAUUUUAUGAAUUGCAAAAAGAUUAUAAAUGCAAGUUAAAAAGACAACUUUAUUUUCUGAGUCUACAGGAGAAACAAGCUAAACACAUAGUUUUAUAGCUACUGCUUGCUAAACAAAAUGAGUUCUUAAUAUUAAAAAUCUUAUGUAGUUGUGUCAUACUGAACCAGUGCAUUAUAACUUAUACAUUAAAUUAAAUAUGUUAUAAGGUGGAUUUACCUGUGUUUAUAAAAAUAAAUAUUGUAAAUCUAUUAUAGACGAAAAAUCAUUUACUUAAAUAAUAUUAUUUACUGUGAUGUAUUUUUUCUUUACGUUUAACUCAGAUACCAGUUGAGGACUUCCCUCCUGUAUCAGCUAGGGUUCAGUUGCAGAGAACAGAAUUCACUCUACUUAGUUUUGGCAAGAAAGGAUUUAUUCCUGCACGCUAAAAGCCUUGGUGUCCCUGGGUAGUACAAAUGGAUCACACACUCAGCUGCUAACUGAAAGAUUAGAGGUUCGAGUCCACCUAGAGGCACCUUGGAAGAAAGACCUGGAGAAAUCUACCUCUGAAAAAUCAGCCAUUGAGAAACCUAUGGAGCACAGUACUAUUCUGACACACGUGGGCUCACCGUGAAUCAGAAUAGACUCACUGACACCUGGUUUAGUUUAGUUUUUUUUUUUUCCUAAUGAAAGAAUUACAGAAUUAUCAGGGGUGGGGGCUGACUCAAAAUUGACCUUUCAAGAACAACUUCCAAACCAUAGCACAGAACCAGGCCACCAAAGGAGCUGCUAACUCUUCUAUAAUCAGAAAGCUACUAUGUAUUUCAUAAUGAGAAACCAGUGCUAUUGCUGCUACCUCUAGAACAUGCUCUGCCUGCUGUGAUUUACACAUUUACAACAGCAAAAUAGCAGCCCUGCAGCCUGCCUCUCACCACUCACAAGCUAAUGACUAAAUUGCAAUAGAACCAAGUUUACCAGCAGAUGCGGCAGAAUAAUAGCCUGCACCUCCCUUCUGCCGUUUAAGUUUCACGUGAGUGCAUCCGAUUAGCCUAUAAUAUAUAUAGAAUCAUAGUUGCAGGGGAAUCUGGGAAAUGUCUUUUUAGCCACUGCAGUACAGGAAGGCACAGAGUUUGGAAUGGACAUUGAGCACUGUAUUCUUUUUCUCUUGUGUAACAAAUUACCUCACACUUGUUAGUUGCUGUCGAGUCGAUUCUGACUCAUAGUGACCCCAUGUGUGUAGAGUAGAACUGCUCCAUAGAGUUUUCAUGGCAGUGUGUCCUUUCAGAAGCAGAUCACCAGGACUAUCUUCUCAGGUUCCUCUGGGUGUGUUCAAACCACCAACCUUUCAGCUAGCAGUCAUUCGCUUAAACACCCAGGGACUCCAGAUUAAAAUAGCAUGCAUUUAUUAUAGUUUCUGUGAGUUAGGAGUCUGGCCUUGGCUUAGCUGGGUCCUCUUGUUGUUGUUAGGUGCCAUCAAGUCGGUUCCAGCUCACAGUGACCCUAUGUACAACAGAAUGAAACACUGUCCAAUUCUUUACCACCCUCAGAUUCGUUAUGCUUGAGCCCACUGUUGCAGCCACUGUGUCAAUCUGUCUCGUUGAGGAUCUUCCUCUUUUUCACUGACCCUCUACCUUACCAAGCAUGAUGUCCUUCUCCAGGGACUGGUCCCUUCUGAUAACAUGUCCAAAGUGUGUGAGUUGAAAUCUCGCCACCUUGCUUCUAAGAAGCAUUCUGGCUGUACCUCUUCCAAGACAGAUUUGUUCAGUCUUUUGGCAGUCCAUGGUUUAUUCAAUAUUCUUCGCCAGCACCUCAGUUCAAAUGCUUCAAUACUUCUUUGGUCUUCCUUAUUCAUUGUCCAGCUUUCACAAGCAUAUGAGGCGAUUGAAAACACCAUGGCUUGGGUCAGGCGCGCCUUAGUCCUUAAAGUGACAUCUUUGCUUUUUAACACUCUAAAGAGGUGUAUUGCAGCACAUUUGCCCAAUGCAAUACAUGGUUUGAUUUCUUGACUGCUGCUUCCAUGGGCAUUGAUUGUGGAUCCAGGUAAAAUGAAAUUCUUGACAACUUCAGUCUUUCCUCCGUUUAUCGUGAUGUGGUUUAUUGGUCCAGUUGUGAAGAUUCUGGUUUUCUUUAUGUUAAGGUGUAAUCCAUACUGAAAGCUGUAGUCUUUGAUCCGUAAGUGCUUCAAGGCCUCUUCACUUUCAGCAAGCAAGGUUGUGUCAUCUGCAUAUUGCAGAUUGCCAGGGAGUCUCCAGUCCUGAUUCCUCAUUAUUCUUCAUAGAGUCCAGCUUCUUGGAUUAUUUGCUCAGCAUACAGAUUGAAUGGGUAUAGUGAGAAGAUACAACCCUGACACACACCUUUCCUGACUUUAAACCACGCAGUAUCCCCUUGUUCUGUUCGAAUGACUGCCUCUUGGUCUAAGUACAGGUUCCUCAUGAGCACAAUUAAGUGUUCUGAAAUUCCCCUUCUUUGUAAUGUUAUCCAUAAUUUAUUAUGAUCCAUGUAGUCAAAUGCCUUUGCAUAGUCAAUAAAACACACAGGUAAACACUUCUGGUACUCUCUGCUUUCAGCAUGAUCCAUCCAGCAAUGAUAUUCCUUGUUCCAUGUCCUUUUCUUCAAAUCCUGCUUGAAUUUCUGGCAGUUCCUUGCCGAUGUACUGCUACAACCGGUUUUGAAUGAUCUUCAGCAAAAUUUUACUUGUGUGUGAUAUUAAUGAUAUUGUUUGAUAAUUUCCUCAUUCAGUUGGAUCACCUUUCUUGGGAAUAGGCAUAAUUAUGGAUCUCUUCCAAUCAGUUGGCCAGGUAGCUGUCUUCCAAAUUUCUUGGUAUAGAUGAGUGAGCGCUUCCAGUACUGCACCCAUUUGUUGAAACAUCUCAGUUGGUAUUCUGUCAAUUCCCGGAGCCUUGUUUUUCGUCAAUACCUUCAGUGCAGCUUGGACCUCUGUCUUCAGUACCAUUAGUUCCUGAUCAUAUGCUACCUCCUGAAAUGGUUGAACAUGGACCAAUUCUUUUUGGUGUAGUGACUCGGUAUUGCUUGCAUCUUCUUUUGAUUCUUCUUGCGUCUUUUAAUAUUUUCCCUGUAGAAUCCUUCAGUACUACAACUCAAGGCCUGAAUUUUCUCUUCAGUUCUUUCAGCUUGAGAAAUUCCGAGUGUGUUCUUCUAACUUUUGGUUUUCUAACUCUAGGUCUUUGGACAUUUCGUUAUAAUACUUUGUCUUCCCGAGCCACCCUUUGAAAUCUGUUCUGCUCAUUUACUUCAUCAUUUCUUCCUUUCACUUUAGCUGCUCUACAUUCAAGAGUAAGUUUCAGAGUCUCUUCUGACAUCAAUUUUCGUCUUUUUUUCUUUCCUGUCUUUUUAAUGAAUUCUUACUUCAUAUAUGAUGUCCGUGAUGUCAUUCCACAGCUCGUCUGGUCUUUGGUCACUAGUGUUCAGUGUGUCAAAUCUGUUCUCGAGAUGGUCUCUAAAUUCAGGUGGGACUAUACUCAAGGUCAUACUUUGGCUUUUGUGGACUUGUUCUAAUUUUCUUCAUCUUCAACUUGAAUUUGCAUAUGAGCAAUUGAUGGUCUGUUCCACAGUCAUCCCCUGGCCUUGUUCUGACUGACGAUAUGGAGCUUUUCCAUCAUCCCUUUCCACAGUAGUCGAUUUAAUUCCUGUGUAUUCCAUCUGACGAGGUCCAAUUGUAAAGUUGCUGUUUAUGUUGGUGAAAAAAGGUAUUUGCAAUGAAGAAGUAAUUGACCUUACAAAAUUCUGUCAUGCAAUCUCCAGCAUCGUUUCUGUCACCAAGGCCAUAUUUUCUGACUACCAAUCCUUCUUUGUUUCCAGCUUUCGCAUUCCAAUCACCAGUAAUUACCAACGCAUCGUGAUUGCAUGUUUGACCAAUUUCAGUCUGCAGAAGUUGGUAAAUAUCUUCAGUUUCUUCAUACUUGGCCUUAGUGGUUGGUGCGUAAAUUUGAAUAAUUAUUGUAUACACUGGUCUUCCUUGUAGGCGUGUGGGUAUUAUCCUAUCACUGACAGUGUUGUACUUCAGGAUACAUCUUGAAAUGUUCUUUUUGACAACGAACACGACACCAUUCCUUUUCAGUUGGUCAUUCUCGGCACAGUAGACCAUAUGAUUGUCUAAUUCAAAAUGGCCAGUACCAGUCCAUUUCAGCUUACUAAUGCCCAGGGUAUCGAUGUUUAUGCCUUCCGUUUCAUUUUUGACGACUUCCAAUUUUUCUAGAUUCAUACUUCAUACAUUCCACUUAUUAAUGGAUGUUUGCAGUUGUUUCUUCUUAGGGUCUCACAAGGCUGCAAUCACGGUGUCAGGCUAGUUCUCAUCUAGAGGCUCAACUAGGAAAGAAUCCACUUCCAACCCACUCAAGCUGUUGGAAGAAUUCAUUUCCUUGUAGUUGUAGGACUGAGGGCCCCAGAUUCUUGCUGCUUGUCGACUGGAGGCCGCCCUCAGCUCCUAGAGGCUGCCAGUAGUUCCCUUGCCACAUGGGCUUCCCCCAAAUGACCACUUACUUCAAGCCAGUAUGGUGAAUCUCUAGAGUGAGUCUGCUAGCUGGACGAUGCCUUAUAUAAUGUAGCAUAAUCACAGUAGUGACAUCCCUUCCCAUUCUGUUAGUUAGAAGUAAGUCACAGGUCUCACCCACGCUGGAGAGGAACAAAGGUAUACACUCCAGGAGAUGGGAGGGGAGGGGCACUUUAGAGUCUUAAUGUUUGUUCACCACAAGCAACAACCUGUGCUAUCCACCUCUUUUACAAUACAAUACACCCUUCUUCCUAUACUUCUGAAUGGCAACUAGUAGCAACAACAGCUGCUCCUGCCUAUCUUAAUGCAAAUCUCCCUCCAAAACCAAAAAACCAAACCCAUUGCCAUCAAGUCAAUUCUGACUCAUAGCGACCCUGUAGGACAGAGUAGAAGUGCCCCAUAGGGUUGCCAAGACUGUAACCUUUAUGGAAGCAGACUGCCACAGCUUUCUCCCACAGAGUGGCUGGUGGGUUCCAACUGCUGGCCGACCUUUCGGUUAGCAGCUGAGCAUUUAAACACUGCACCACCAGGGCCCCUAAAUCUCCCUCAUACAAACAAAAUGCAUUGUUCUCCCUUAAGGGAAGAUCCGUCACUUACUUAGAUCCAUCUGUGGGUGAUAUUCACUUCUCCUAAUUCAGUCACAAUCCCAUCUUGAUAUCCUGUAAUAUGUGGAGUAAAUUAUAAAUUUAAUCACCACCAACUCACCUUAUAUAAAACAGUAGAGGCAUGGUAGGGCAACAAAUUGGUUAUCUAUAAAUAUGUACUUAAAAGAACCGUGGCAGUGGUUAAGAGCUCCAUUGCUAACCAAAAGGUCAGCAGUUCGAGUCCACCAGCCACUCCUUGGAAACACUAUGCAGGCAGCUCUGCUCUGUCCUGUAGGAUCGCUAUGAGUCAGAAUUGACUUGACGGCAACGGGUUUGGGUUUGGUUUAUGUACUUAAAAAAAGAAAGGGAGAAACCUUUGGUAGCUACUACAGUCCUCAUUUCUGCAACUGGUCAUGAGGCCAUAGUUGUGUUUUUUGUUUGUUUUUUAAUUACCAUACAAUACACUUAACUUUUUUGGUAUAAACUUCCAUGAGUUUUAACAGAUAUAUAUUCAUGUUAUCGUCGUCACAGUUAGAAUACAGAACUGUUCCACCAUCCCUCAAAAAAGUCCGCCCCCCUUGCCAUCCCCUUAUAGUCACACUCUCCUCCAACCCCUGACCUCAGGCAAUCACUGAUCAGUUCUUUAUAGUUCUGACUUUCUGAGAGUGUCAUGUAACUGGAAUCAUACGGUAUGUGACUGUUUGAGACUGGCUUCUUUUACCCAGCACAACACCUCUGAAAUUCACCCGAGUUGUUUUGUGUUAGUUCCUUUUUAUUGCAGAAUAGUGUUCCGUUAUACACAUGUACCACUGUUUAUUUAUUCACCCACUGAAGUACAUUUGGUUGUUUCCAGGUUUUGUCGAUUAUAAAUAGAGCUGCUAUAAACAUUCAUAUACAGGUUUUUGUGUGAACUUAAGUUUUCUUUUCCCUGGGUUAAGUACCCAGCUGUGGGAUUGCUAGUUCAUAUGGUGCGUGCACGUUUAAAUUUGUAAGACACUGCCAAAGCAUUUUCCAAAGUGGUUGUACCAUUUUAAAUGUCAACCACCAAUGUAUGAGAGUUUCACUUGUUCCACAUCAUCUCCAGCAAUUGAUAUUGUCAGGAUUUUAUUUUUUGUUGUUGUGUUUGCCUUCUAAUAGGUACACAGUGGUAUCUCACUGUGCUUUUAAUUUGCGUUUCCCCUAAUAACCAAUGGGAGUUUGGAGGUGGUUAAUGUAUUCAGUUGCUAACCAAAAGUUUGGCAGUUGGAGUCCACUCAGAGGCAUCUUGGAAGAAAGGCCUGGUGAUCUACUUCCAAAAAACCAGUCAUUGAAAACCCUAUGGAGCACAGUUCAACUGUGACACACGUGGAGUCACAAUGAGUUGGAACUGACUCCACAACAACUGCUUCGGCUAAUAGCUAAUAAUGUUGAACAUCUUUUCAUGUGCUUUUUUGUCAUCCCUAUAUCCUCUUUGGUCAAGUGUCCAAGUCUUUUGUCCAUUUUUUAAAUGCGUUGUUUGUUUUCUAAGUGAUAAAUUUUGAGAUUUCCUUAUGUAUUCUGAAUAUGUUCUUUUUUUUUUCAUUGUAUUAUCAGUGUUUUUCAGAAAGCAGAAGUUUUUUAUUUUGAUGAAGUCCAAUUUAUCAUUUUCUUUUAUGGGUCAUGUCUAAGAAAUCUUUGCUUAAGUUGGGUCACAAAGAUAUUCCCCAGUAUUUUCUUCUAAAUAUUUUAUAGUUUUAGGUUUCAUCAUCUUGAGUUAAUUUUUGUGUAAGGUGUGAGGUUUAGGUAGAGAUUCAUAUUUUUAUGUAUGGAUGUCCAAAUAUUCUCAUACCAUUUGCCGAAAAGACUAUCCUUUCUCCAUUGAAUUGCUUUUGUACUUUCUUUGAAAAUCAAAUGGCCUUAUUCAUGGGGGUCUGUUUUUAAAUUAUUCUGUUCCAAUGAUUUAUGUGUCUACAUCUUUACCGAUACAACGUUGUCAUGAUUACUGUAGCUUUAUAGUAAGUCUCAGAAUCAAGUUUGUUAUUUUCCAAUUUUGUUUUCCUUCUUCUAGUACCUUUGCCUUUCCCUAUAAAUUUCAGAAUCAGUAUAUAUCUGAAAAAAAAAAAAAACACCAACAAAAACUCUCCUGGGUUUUCAACGGGAAUUGUGUUAAAAGUAUAGAUCAAUUUGGAGAGAAUUAUCAUCUUUACUAUGUUGAGUCUUCCAAUCUAUGUGCACAGUACAUCUCUCCAUUUAUUUAGGUUUUAUAUGUAUAUAUCAGUGUUUUGUAGUCUCUAUGAUACAGAUCCUGUACAUGUUUUGUUGAUACUUAAAGAUUGCAUUUUCUCGAGCUAUCGUUAGUGGUAUCUUUUUUUAAAUUAAGUUUCCAGUUGUACAUUGCUUGUGUAAAAAAAUAGGUUGCAUUUUGUUUCUUGACCUUAUAUUUUGUGACCUUGCUAAACUCAUUUAGCUAGUUUUUUGUUUUGUGGAUUUUUUGGGGGGGCAGAGGGGAAUUUGAUUUUUUUUUUAGAUUCCUUAGGAUUUUCUACAUAGACAACCAUGUCAUCAGUGAAUGGGGACAGUUUUAGUUCUUCUUUUCCAAUCUGUAUGCCUUUUUUUUUUCAUUGUCUUCCCUUGUUGCUUGUGCUUUUGAUGUCAUGUCUAAGAAUUUAUUGUCAAAAACAAAAUCUUGAAGCUUUACCCUAUGUUUUGUCCUAAGAGUUUUAUGGGUUUAGUGCUUAUAUUUAGAUCAUUGAUCCAUUUUGAGUUAAUUUUGUAUAUGGUGUGAGGUAUAGGUCCAGGUUUAUUCCACUUCAUUUCACUUGUCCCGGCAUCAUUUGUUUUUGUUUUUUUAAAUAAUAUUUUAAAUUUAAUAUUUUUUGGUGAAAGUUUAUGCUGCAAGUUAGGUUCCCAUUUGACAAUUUCCACACAAACUGUUCAGUGACAGUAGUUACAUUUAUCAUGGUGUGGCAAAAUUCUCUUCAAUUGUGUUCAGUUUGUUCUCUUUCCAGUACUCUGGUUUCCCUGUACCCUUAUCUUCUUAUCUUUGCGUUUGAGUAAAUGUUGACUUUUUGGUCUCAUGCUGAUGGUUUUUAAGUAGGACACCAAUCUUAUGGGUAAUAUCCUUAUUUUGUGUGCUUCUCUGCUAUUUCACUAAAUGGUGAUCUCAGGAGAUAGGCUCAGUUCUAGGUUUAAAGCAUGUCUCAGGGGUGAUAGUCUCAGGGAAUCCUCUGUUCUUUGCUGUCCCAGUUUGUCUUACAGUUGUGUAAACUCAAUCUACAAAAUUAAUUUACAACUUAAGCCAAUCUCUUUUGAGAUAUAAAGGAGAGAAGCAGGCAGAGAGACAUGGGGACCUCAUAACACUAUGGAAGUAGUGCCAGGAGAAGAGCGCGUCCAAAGGAUGGGGUCCCUGUGCUGAGAAGCUCCUAGUCCAGGGAAGAUUGGUGACAAGAUCUUCCUCCAGAAUCGACAGAGAGAGAAAGCCUUCCCUUAGAGCUGGUACUUUGAAUUUGGACUUCUAGCCUCCCAGUCUGUGAGAGAAUAAAUUUCUCUUUGUUAAAGCCAUCCACUCAUGAUAUUUCUGUUAUAGCAGCACUAGAUGACUAAGACAUAAUGUCACCAAUUUUAUUUCUUAAUUUGGUUAUAUGCCUCUUCCGUUUUUUUUCUUUUGUCAGUCUAGCCAGUGGUUUGUCUAUUUUAUUGAUCCUUUCAAAGAACCAACUUCUGGCUUUGUUCAUUCUUUCAAUUGUUUUUCUGUUUUCAGUUUUGUUUAUUUCUGCCCUGAUCUUUAUUAUUUCUUUUUUUCUGGUAGCAUAUGGCCUCUUUUGCUCUUCCUUUUCUAUUUGUUUGAGUUGUUGGUUUAAGUUAAUGAUUUUGAAUCUUUCUUUUUUAAUGUAGGCAUUUAUUUCUAGAAAUUUCCCUCGAGUACUGCUUUUGCUGUGUCACAAAAGUUUUUAUAUGUUGUGUUUUCAUUUUCACUUGAUUCUAGGAAUUUUUUAUUUCACCUUUAAUUUCUUCUAUGACCCAAUAGCUUUUUAGUAGUAUAUUAUUCAGUUUCCAUGUAUUUAUUCUUUUUAUUUUUUUGAAUUUAUUCUUUUUUCCUGUUAUGGUCAGAGAAGAUUAAAAUCAUACAAAGCAUCUUCUCUCUAUGUCUUCCCUCACUGUUGCCAUUGCACAGGUACUCCCAUGGUGUCCUGCUGUGGGUUGUUUCCUGUACAGCCUGUCAGUCUGAAGUAUUCUCCUCACCCAGCUACCCUUGCAAUUCCUCCCAGUCCUAGUGCCCAUCUGUCUUGGGCCUUAGCGAGAUUCAACCGCACUCUCACACAUCACCACAAUCUCUCUUCACCCCAUCCCAAUUGUGUGGCCCAUGUACUCCCACAGCCAAUUUGUGCUGCCUUAAAAAAAUCGGGCUAGUGCUUCCUCAGAUUAUCUCCUUUCCUGUGUUUCCUCUUUGGGGUGUUACCCAGCCCCCUCCCAAAAUGGCUGCAAUGAGCGAACACUCCCAGCAUUAGCGGGUAGGAUCUCCUGGCUUUUGUGCCAACCCCGUUCCUACUUUCCCCUGCUUCUGGACUCAUCCCGACUCUCCAAUACCUCAGCUGCUGUCCAGAGUUCUGAGAUCUCAGUCUGUGCUUGUUUUUAUCUGUGAGUUAGUUGCCAGGGAAGUAAAUGGGAGCAUCCACUCACUUUGCCAUCUUGCUCCGUCUCCUCCUAGCGUCAUUUGUUGAAGACACAAAUACCCAAUUAGAAAAUGGGCAAAGGACAUGAAUAGACAUUUCUCCAAAGAAGAUAUACAAAUGACCAACAAGCACAUGAAAAUAUGCUUGUCAUUAGUCAUUGUUGUUGGGUGCCAUCGAAUUGGUUCCAACUCAUAGCGACCCCAUGCACAACAGAACGAAACGCUGCCCGGUCCUGAGCCAUCCUUACAAUCGUUGUUAUGCUUGAGCUCAUUGUUGCAGCCACUGUGUCAAUCCACCUCGUUGAGGGUCUUCUUUUCCGUUGACCCUGCACUUUGCCAAGCAUGAUGUCCUUCUCCAGGGCCUGAUCCCUCCUGACAACAUGUCCAAAUUACAUAAGAUGCAGUCUCACCAUCCUCGCUUCUAAGGAGCAUUCUGGUUGUACUUGUUCCAAGACCGAUUUGUGUCUGUCAGUUUGUCAUACUACGGGGGCUUGCAUGUUGCUUGAUGCUGGAAGCUAUGCCACCGGUAUUCAGAUACCAGCAGGGUCACCCAUGGAGGACAGGUUUCAGCUGAGCUUCCAGACUAAGACAGACUAGGAAGAAGGGCCCGGCAGUCUACUGAAAAGUGUUAGCCAGUGAAAACCUUAACCAUUAGUCAUUAGGGAAGUGCAAAUCAAAACCACAAUGAGGUAUCACUUCACACCAACUAGGAUGGCUAUGGUUUUAAAAACCCCAAAACAACAGGUGUUGAUGAGAAUGUGGAGAAAUUAGAGCCCUUGUGCAUUGCUGCUGGGAAUGUAAACUAGUGCAGCCACUGUGGAAAACGUUCUACUGGCUCCUCAAAAAGCUAAACAUAGAAUUACCACACAACCCAGCAAUUCCACUUCUAGGUUUAUACCCAAAAGACAUGAAAGUGGAGACUCAAACCAAGACUUGUACACCAGUGUUCAUUGCAACAUUAUUCCACAACAGCCAAAAGGUGGAACAACUCCAGUGUCCAUCAACAGAUGAAAGGAUAACUAAAAUGUGGUAUAUACAUAUGUCUUAGUUAUCUAGUGCUGCUGUAACAGAAGUACCACAAGCGGAUGGCUUUAACAAAGAGAAGUUUAUUUUCUCAUAGUAAAGUAGACUAAAAGUCCAAAUUCACAGUGUUAGCUCCAGGAGAAGGCUUUCUCUCUCUGCCCACUUUCUCAUCAAUCCUACCCCAGACUUGGAGCUUCUCUGCGCAGGAACCCCAGGUCCAAAGGACGUGCUCUGCUCCUGGCACUGCUUUCUUGGUGGUGUGAGGUACCCCUGUCUCUCUGCUCACUCCUGUCUUUUAUGUCUCAAGAGAUUGCCUCAAGAUACAAUCCAGUCUUGUAGGUUGAGUCCUGCCUCACUAACACAACUGCUGCCCAUCCUCCCACAUUAACAUCAUAGAGGCAGGAUUUACAACAUAUAGGAAAAUCACACAAUACCUGGAAUCAUGGCCCAGCCCAAUUGAGGCACACAUUUUGGGGGGACAUAAUUCAAUCCAUGACAACUUACAAUGAACUAUUAUUCAGUCAUCAUGAGGAAUGAAGUUCUGAUACAUGCUAUAGCAUGGAUGAACCUUGAAAACAUUAAUGAAAAUAAGUAAGACACAAAAGGAGAAAUAUUGUAUGAUCCCACUUAUAUGAAAUCUAUAGAAUAAGCUGAUGCAUUGCUGUUGUUAGGUGCCAUCGAGUCGGAUCCAGCUCUUAGUGACCCUAUGCACAACAGAACGAAACACAUAGAGACAAAAAUUUAUUGGAGGUCCUAGGGGCUGGGGGGAGGAGAGAAUGAGAAGUUAUUUAUUAAAGAGUACUGAGUUUCUAUUUUGGAUGAUAAAAAACUCUUGGAAGUAGACAGAGGUAAUGGUUGUACAACGUGGUGAAUGUAAUUAUGUUACUGAACUGAAUGGUUAAAAUGAUAAAAUUUUUGUUACAUAUAUUUUGACAUGAUAAAUUUUUUUUUAAAUCAAUUAGUCAUAUUUGUGUGGGUUUCUUCACCUUUGUUUUUGAAAAAUUUUUUUUUACUGAAUACCAAAUUUGGGAUUGCUUCCCCUCCCCCCCCCAAAUUUGACAAGAUCAUCCCAUUGUCUCCUGGCUCCUAUUGGUGCUAUUAAGCUGUCAGUUUCAUUGUUGUUCUUUUGAGAUUAAUCUUGUUUUCCCCCUUAACUUAAAAAAAAAAGUCUGAAAAACAAUAUAAACCCUUACAGGCACAUUUGGAAAAUACAGACAAUAAAAUGAAAUCAUAUAUAAUGCUACCACCCUAACACAACCACUGCCUUGCACUUUUGCAUUCUAUUUUCUGUAUUUUUUAAUUUUAAUAAUUUUAAUCCUGUGUUUCUCUCUUUGUAAUCCUAGUCUCUUCUAUCUGGUUUCAGCUGUGGUAUCUCCAACUGCACGUGAUUGUCUUGAAUUCACAAAAAUAAAUACAAGAAAGCAUUGCAAACAUCUGCAUUUCAAAUUAUUACCUUCUGUAAGAACAGAUUCCUAUUAACUUCUCAUGUGUCCAUUUAUGGUUUUGUGUAUGUAUAAGGAGUGGAAAGGUAUACCAAAAAUAUAUAACACAUUACACAAAGACCAGUAUCUCCACCCUUCCCUUUCUUAAAAAAGAAAAGAAAUAGAAACUCUCCUACCUUUGACCAUUUUUAUUUUUAUUCCCAUGACUCUGCAUUCAUUUUACUUUUUAUGUUUCAGGAAAUGUUUUGGUCAGUUGGAAUUUCUCAUACCAUUUUUAGUGUUGUUCUUGUGGCUGUGGUAAUUCUCUUAUGAACUUAGAUAAAAAUUUGAAAACUUCCCAAGGCCUUUUUGGAGUUUAAGUAGUAUGACUCUUUGAAGCGGUUUUCAGGAGAAAAAAAAUCCCUUUUCUUAAUAUGCCGAAUGCAGUCUGAGUGGCAUAAUAUGAUCAUUUCACUCAA
Loxodonta africana (African savanna elephant) is the source of this 17988-nucleotide messenger RNA. It is a transcript of the gene TBC1D8B, whose product is annotated as TBC1 domain family member 8B. The record is from RefSeq and is a predicted model, not a curated record. Gene Ontology annotation, molecular function: calcium ion binding. The transcript has 20 exons. Bases 186 to 3440 code for a protein of 1084 amino acids. NCBI's taxonomy places the organism in Eukaryota, Metazoa, Chordata, Mammalia, Proboscidea, Elephantidae.